UUCAACAGUAUGUAGCAAUAAAGUAGAAAGCUCUUGGAUCUGGGUCCUUUUCUGUUUCCUUUGGAUAAAUCUACUUCCUUAGUCUUGGAGAGAGGCUUUUUAAAAGCAAGGAUGUUUUUUUCUCUCUCUCCUUUGACCUAACCCACCCCAGCAAACAGCAAUGGAGAAAGACCUGCUUAUUGGAGACAAAAGCUUUGUCAGCUAUGGAAGUGACAGUCUCCUCCCCCCAAAAUCUGCACAAGAGACAUCUAGUCAUUCAUCUCUUUUUGAAGGAGCUUCUGCACCUCCUUAUGAACUGAUGAACAAUGGAUCUAUAGAUAAAAAACAAGAUUCAGGAAAAAAUGGAAACAAUUCUGUGUCUGAUUUACUAGAUCAACAGCCACCUCGACAUCUAAGUGAUUCAAACACCCUCCUCACCUCUGAACAAGAGAUUAAAGAUGCAUUUCUCCAGUACACAGCAACAAAGUUUUGCUAUAGGACUGCCCCUGCAAAGCAUUUAAAAGUCCAGAAGCUAACUCCUCUCAACACAUACAGAUAUCGGUUAGAGACUUUCACUGAAAGUAGAGACACACACUUGGCUAGUGAAUGCUACUAUGGUGGAUUUGUCGACUCAGCUGAUGUUGUACCUCCGCCUACCCCCUGGGAAAUCCCCGUGGAUCCACCUCCCUUGUUUACAGACUGUGAAAUGCAUAUCCCAGUGCCCCACUCAUAUUCCCUGGGGAAUUGUCAGAACUGCAAAGGGCGUGGUGCAAUUACGUGCCAAUCAUGUAAAGGAAAAGGCACAAAAAAGUGUUCAGCUUGUAAUGGUACUGGGUUCAAUUCAUCUGACAACAGUUCCUGCUCAUGGUGUUCAGGCACAGGAAACAAGCGUUGCUUCAGUUGCCGUGGCAAUGGGCGGAAUAUGUGUUACCGUUGUGACUGGAAAGGCAUACUGCUAUAUCAUACUGAACUUUCAAUCACAUGGACGAAUAAUAUUUUAGAAUACACAGCAGACAACAAAUCUGAAUUUCCAGUUUACCAUCUGCAGGAAGUAACUGGAAGAAAAAUACAUAGCGAUGAGCAUAACUUGGUACGUCCCAUAAUUGAGUUCCCAGAAUCAUCCAUUAAAGACUAUUCAAGGACAAGCAUUGCUCAACACAAAAUGAUGUUUGCUUCAGGUGAGCAUCGGAUCUUGAAACAGAGACAAACGGUUGAACUGGUGCCACUCACAAAAGUUAAAUAUGAAUGGAAAGGCAAACCUUACUUCUUCUAUGUCUUUGGCAAUGAGAAUGAAGUCUAUAGCAAAGACUACCCUGCAAAAUGCUGCUGCUCAAUCUUGUGAAAAACAACCAGUUUCGUGGCAGUCCUCUAUCAAACUAUAAGCUGUUCCCUGCUUUAAUCUCUACAGCAUCUGUCCGGAUUCUUUUUCUGCAGGGACUAUACAAAAAAAAGAAUGUUACUAUGUGCUCCCUCCAGAGGAAUCUGUGCACUGUUUUCUCUGUCCAGAAGAAUUUGUGGUUCAUUCAUUAAUCUUAUUUAUGAGAUGAAAAGUGAAGGAAGUUACUCGUUCUAAUGCACCUUGAAAUAGCAUAUUUGUAUAUUUUGCAGUUUCAAAUAUUUAGAUACUUUUCAUGAGCCCCAUUCAGUCGUUUUUCUACUUAGAGCAUUCACGGCAAGAACAGACUGGAGAAGCUGUGCGUUCCAAUGAUGCUACUCAUCAACAUUGUGUGUAAAUGCUGAUUGUGUAAAUGUAAAUUCCCAUGAAUUGCUGUAGAGGCAGGCUUCUACACCAGUCAGCAUUGUGGGGUCUGCAUCUCAGAAAUCAAUACACAUACCAUCAUAUGUACUGUAUAUCUUUUUUAAAAAAAUAGGGCAAUUGAAUGUUAUAUUAGUCUUUCCUAAUCCGGUGCCUCCAGAUAUAGAAUAGAAUAACAGAGUUGGAAGGGAGCUUGGAGGUCUUCUAGUCCAACCCCCUUCUUAGGCAGGAAACUCUACACUACUUCAGAAAAAUGGUUAUCCAACAUCUUAAAAACUUCCAGUGUUGGAGCAUUCGCAACUUCUGGAGGCAAGUUGUUCCACUGAUUAAUUGUUCUAACUGUCAGGAAAUUUCUCCUUAGUUCUAAGCUGCUUCUCUCCUUGAUUAGUUUCCACCCAUUGCUUCUUGUCCUACCCUCAGGUGCUUUGGAGAAUAGUUUGACUCCCUCUUCUUUGUGGCAACCCCUGAGAUAUUGGAACACUGCUAUCAUAUCUUCCCUAGUCCUUCUCUUCAUUAAACUAGACAUACCCAGUUCCUGCAACCGUUCUUCAUAUGUUUUAGCCUCCAGUCCCCUAAUCAUUUUGUUGUUCUCUCUAUAUAGGAUUGUACUUCUGUGCUCGCCAGGCUAUAUGGCCUUUCCUUUCUCCUCUUUCCAAUUGUAUUGUAAAUUUAAAAUCUGAAGUUGAUAAUCCGUGUAUUUUAUUAAAUGUUCUUCUUUUCCAAGAUUCCGAUUUACCGUAAAAAGCUACAUGCUUUGUAAGUCAUGCUUAUAGAAUUAUUUCCUUACAACUCUGUUUUCAGCGUGUAAUCAUGUCAAAAGAUCUUCUCUGUGAGUUUUCUCUGUUUAAGGCAAAAUGGUAUUUCAGUCGCAGUACUCUAAAACUAAACAAAUUAUAAAUCACAACACCCUCUCUAUGUCAACACCAGCUCAGUGAAGAGCUGUGAUUUAUAUCAGAACAUUUAUUAUAGUAAAGCAAACAUUUGCCACGGUUUAUUUGUUAGCUCCCAUUUAUCCCAUGAAUAAAGAUUUCAGCACUGUUUUGAUAAAGUGUGGCAUCUUGUUUCUUACUUUUUUAAAAAACAUAUAUUUGUCUGGAUAUUUUUAUUUAUGCUUUAUUAUUUUACGGUGCAAUAAUAGUGUUUUUCCCCAAAUGUUGCUCCUUUUCAAAAGUAGAUAAAUAAAAGACAAUGUUAUCAGAAACUAA
Messenger RNA from Pantherophis guttatus, 2940 nucleotides. Its product is annotated as protein SSUH2 homolog. Lineage: Eukaryota; Metazoa; Chordata; Lepidosauria; Squamata; Colubridae. The record is from RefSeq and is a predicted model, not a curated record.